Messenger RNA from Adineta steineri, 2619 nucleotides. NCBI's taxonomy places the organism in Eukaryota, Metazoa, Rotifera, Eurotatoria, Adinetida, Adinetidae. The record is from the annotation of a GenBank genome assembly.
AUGGGAGUACAAAAUUUUUGGCAAUUAAUUGAAUCAACCGGUCGACCGGUUAAUAUGAAUAAAGGUUUAGAAGGAAAAAUAUUAGCAAUUGAUAUUAGUAUUUGGUUACAUCAAGCGGCUAAAGGCAUGCGUGAUAGACAAAAUCCACAUAUACUUUUAUUAUUACAUCGUAUUUGUAAAUUAUUACAUUUUAAAAUUAAACCAAUAUUUAUUUUUGAUGGUGGAGUACCUGAAUUAAAACGACGAACACUUUUUUUAGUUGAAUCAUUACCACCAAUACCAACUGAUGAUCAAGAAAAAGAUUUAUUUGAAUUACCAGAUACGCAUUUACGCUCACAAUUAGUCGAUGAUGAUGACAAUGAUAUUGAAGGAGACGGUGAUGAUAUUAUAGAAAAUACUGAACUUGAACCAGUAGUUAAACUUAAAAAACAACGGACGACUUGGUCAAGAAAACGACCAGAUUCUAAUACGAAUUAUCAUUAUGUUCUACCUAAGUUUAGCGAUUUGGAUGAUAGUGCACUUAAUAAUUUACCCGUUGAAAUGCAACAUGAAAUUCUAAGUGAUAUGAAAGAAGGUCUUAAACGUGGUCGACAUCAAGUUGAAGAUAUGCCUCAAAAAAGUGAUGAUUUUUCAGAUUAUCAAGUACAAAAAUUACUUAAACAAAGUUUGGUUUCACAAAAAAUUUUUAACCUUAAUAAAGCUAUGAAACGACAAAAAUUUGAUAUUCCAACAGAAUCAAAUGCUAAAGUUUAUGCAGGUAAAUUAGCAUCAGAUGCUAGUACACAAUAUAUUCUUAUUAAAUCUGAUACUGCACAAAAACCUACACCGGCAAAUUUAUCAACAAUUUCAUCAACAUCAUCGUUAAAUUCAUCGUUUAGUCGUCAAUCAACUAGUGAUUUUUGUGCUGACAAUAUGAUGAAUCGAGAUCCUUGUAGUGCAUUUACACAACGACGUAGUACAACCAUUGAAACUGAUUCUAUAAUUCCUACUAAUAUUCAUGAAUCAUCACCUAUUAAAGAACAAUCAAUAACGACAGAUGCAAGCCAAUCUCAAUUAAAAGAAUCACCAAUUCAGAGAGAAACUCAUUUUGAAUUAAAAAAACGAACUCCAAUAGAAAAAUCAAUUAUUCAAAGAACUUCUUAUGAAGAAGAUAUUGAUUUAGAAUUAGCUAUUCAAAGAUCAUUAGAAGAUCAACAAGAUUCGAUUAUAAAAGAAAAUAAUGAUAUUUCAAAUAUAGUUGAAUCUUCAUCAGAUUCCGAUGAAUCUGAUUUUAUCGAUGUACCAGUAUUACCAAAACAACGUGAACCAAUCAUUCUUCCACAAUUCGAAAAUGAUGAAAGUCAUGAUAGAAUCGAAACAAGUCAUAAUACUACAUCAUCAGAAUUUAUUGAACUUGAUAAUGAUAAUGAAACUAGUCAUAGUAGUAGUGCAGCUAUUGAUGAUAUUAAAAUGUAUAUUGAAGAUAAUAGAGAAGAAUCAUCAGUAGCCGAUGUAGAAGAUACUAAAGAAUCAUCAUUUUCUCAAUUAGAAUCAUUAGAGCAACUUCAAGCAGAAUUAAUCGAUGAUACAGCUGCUCAAUUAACAACAGCUCGUGGUAAUGAACGUUUAACUGCAACAUUAACAGAUACUAUGCAUGAAGAUACACAAUAUUUACUUCGUUUAUUUGGCAUUCCAUAUCUUGUAAGUCCAACAGAAGCUGAAGCACAAUGUGCUUAUUUAGAUUUAUCAAAUCAAUGUGAUGGAGUUAUAACAGAUGAUAGUGAUGUUUGGUUAUUUGGUUCAUCACAUGUUUAUCGACAUUUUUUUCGUCAAGAUCAAUUAGUAGAAUAUUAUGAUGGGACAAUAAUUUUAAAUCAAUUAGGUUUAGAUCGAGAAUCAAUGAUUGCAGUUGGUAUGAUUGUUGGUUCAGAUUAUACGAAAGGUAUUCCAAAUGCUGGUAUUAUGACAGCAUUAGAAAUUCUUCAAGAAUUUCAUGGAACGUGCAUGGAACGAUUAGAAAAAUUUCGACGUUGGUGGAAAAAAGCACAAAAAUCAGAUUAUAAAACUGAGUCAAAAGUAUUGAAACGUUUGAAAAAUUUAGAACUUUUUGAAGGUUUUCCAAACAAAGCUAUCUAUGAUGCGUAUAUUAAACCAAAAAUCGAUUAUGAUCAAACAAAAUUUACAUGGGCAAUGCCACAACUUGAAUUGAUUCGAGAAUUUAUUGGAACUAAACUUAAAUGGGAUCGACGAAAAAUUGAUGAUAUGAUUUUACCAGUAAUUAAACGAAUGAAUACAAAAGAAAUUCAAUCACGAAUUGAUUCAUUUUUUGCUCCAUAUGCAUUUGAAAAUAAUUCAAAAUCAUAUAGAAAAAAUACACGAUUACAAUCUGCAAUUAAUUUACUCAAAGAAAGAACUCAAGAAGCAAAAGAUACUCCGUUAGAAAAUGAGAAUAAUGAUGAUGAAGAUGAAGAUGAUAACAUUCCAAUUCCAGAAAAACAACCAAUAAAAAAAAGAAAACGAACAAAAAAUACAAAAUUAAUGAAUAAUGUAUUAGAUACUGCAAACAAAACAAAUCGAAGAUCAAAAAAGAAAAUAACUAUUACUUCUCCUGUCUUAUCAGAUGAUGAUGAUAAUUCAUAA